Aplysia californica (California sea hare) is the source of this 1679-nucleotide messenger RNA. RefSeq names its product trypsin alpha-3. Gene Ontology annotation, molecular function: serine-type endopeptidase activity. Lineage: Eukaryota; Metazoa; Mollusca; Gastropoda; Aplysiida; Aplysiidae. The coding region runs from base 80 to 931 and encodes 283 amino acids. Gene Ontology annotation, biological process: proteolysis. The record is from RefSeq and is a predicted model, not a curated record. The transcript is spliced from 3 exons.
AUUAUUCAGAUCAAAUCAUUCCACAUCUUCUGGGACCCAAGAAGCCACAAGAGGCAGACAACCUUGAAGACAAAGAAACAUGAUGUCAGGACCAUACCGAAUUCUUCUUGCUCUCCUUGUCGUGUUUGCGAUGAGUGAGGCAAAGUUCGACAUCAAAGUUUCCCUGCUUCCGACAUCUUGGAUACCGAUAGGAAGCGAACAAAUGCCGGCUGAAUCGAGAAUCGUCAACGGCGACAACGCAAAUCGAGGAACCGCCCCUUACAUCGUUAGCUUACAGGCGGUCGUUGCAAACAAGAGCUACCACAUAUGCGGUGGUUCUAUCAUCUCACCCACCAGGAUACUGACCGCUGCCCAUUGCCUCCCCUACUGGGGCCGCUUCCCGCAUCAGGUCGGCGUGGGUUUCCGGAGCCUGGAGGUUGGAGCCAACGCCCCAGGGGCGGCCGUCAUUCAAGUGAUGGCAGCUAACGUUCACGAAAACUAUGAGAGGGAGGGAGUAAAAGGCUUCCCCAAUGACGUGGCAAUUCUUGAACUGGCGACCCCCGUGCCCCAGUCCCAGUGGGUCCAGGUCAUAGAAAUGGCCAAAUCGGAUGACGGAAGUUUCGACGAGGACGAAUGCUUUCUACAUGGAUGGGGCCGUCUGUCCGCCGGUGGGGAGAGUCCCACCAUCCUCCAGAACGCGACCUUCACUGGAGUGACGUACGACGAAUGUCGUACCUUGUACUCUACAGGUAACAUUCAGGUCAGGUGGUCACACUUCUGCGGCUACAACUACCCCCAGUCUGCCUGCAACGGAGACUCUGGGGGUCCUCUGGUGUGUCGAGGCAAGCUAGUAGGCGUCGUUUCUUGGGGAUUGUCCAACUGUUCCGGGUGUUUCCCCGGCGUCUAUUCACGAGUUGCCGCUUUUGAGUGGUGGAUCCGUCGUUUUGUUUAGGCAGUCGCAACUCGAUCCGAAGGCAUGAUGAAUAUAGUAACAUCGACCAGCUGGCAGCUGUUCAGGUGUGCUUAGCCCAAAUUUUUUAUAUUCUUUUUCUUUGCGGUUUAGGUUGUUGUUGUUUUUGUUGUUGUUGUUGUUGUUGUUGUUGUUCUUUUUACAUUUUUUAUGUGUGCGUUUGUGCUUUUGUUUUUUCAACAGUGGGAUCGGUUGCUUGUGCAAGAGAAAUGGAUUAUCGAAAUUCAAAUAUUAAAUGUUGGAGAAAGCAACAUUUUAAACAAAUAAUACAUAUUGCAGUUACCGGUACAAUGUUAAAAGAAUACUUUGUUCUAUUUUUCUCUCGAUUUUCUUUUUAAAAAAAACAAUUUUCUUUUUGGACUCAAAACAGAUGAAGAGCUUACCGACGACAUGUAUUGCUACCCUCAUUUGUCUAUGUAUUUUUUCUCGCUAUCUCUAUUUUAGUUACAGCUCCUUUAAAAGUGUUUGGGCAUUUUAUCUUCAAUAAAGUGUAACAUUAAUUAUAUUUAUUGACAAAAUUUGAUCGGCGGAAAGUAGCAAUUAAAAAAAAAAAAUUUGGCGAAUCCUGCACAACUUUUGCUCGCAAAGGAAACCCUAACGCUUGUGUAUGCUAAGCUGUUGAGGGUUAAACGACCAUUUCCUCGUUGUUUACACGUGUGUAUCAGUAGUAGAUGUUUUGUUCAAUUUUGUUAGACGAAAUAAAAUCUCCUGGCAGAAAAUGUGUUGAAAA